This is a messenger RNA of Zasmidium cellare ATCC 36951, 1647 nucleotides long. RefSeq lists its product as uncharacterized. Gene Ontology annotation, molecular function: sulfate transmembrane transporter activity. NCBI's taxonomy places the organism in Eukaryota, Fungi, Ascomycota, Dothideomycetes, Mycosphaerellales, Mycosphaerellaceae. The record is from RefSeq and is a predicted model, not a curated record. Gene Ontology annotation, cellular component: membrane. Gene Ontology annotation, biological process: transmembrane transport. The coding region runs from base 1 to 1647 and encodes 548 amino acids. The transcript is spliced from 9 exons.
AUGCACGACAUGCUCACCACCGAGAAGGGCUCGUCUGACGGCGGCAGCCCGGCAAGGGAUCCGAAGGCCUUUCCGGAGGCUGCGAUCGUCGAGGAGAGCUUGUUUAAGCGGACGGGCAACAAGACGUUUGAUAACAGCGAUGAGAGUCUGGGGGCGUUUUAUGAGCCUAUUGAGUCUUAUGAGGGGCGGCAUCGGUGGGAUCCCGAGUUUCAGUGGGAGGAGAAGGAGGAGAGGAGGGUGGUGAGGAAGAUCGAUUACCGAAUAUGUUCCUGGGUUUGUUUGGCGUUCUUCGCUUUGCAGCUGGAUCGCGGGAAUAUCUCGCAGGCCUUGUCCGACAACAUGCUCGAUGAUAUCGGCAUUACAACGAAUGAUUACAACACUGGACAGACCAUCUUCUUCGUUACCUUCCUGCUGGCUGAACUACCCUCCCAGCUUAUCAGCAAGAAGAUAGGCCCAGAUCGAUGGAUUCCGAUCCAAAUGGUCUCGUGGUCGCUGGUUGCCAGUUUCCAAGCCUUCAUCUCUGGUCGGUCGUCCUUCUGGGCGUGUCGUGCUCUGUUGGGAAUGAUUGAAGGUGGUUUCAUCCCGGACAAUAUCCUGUACUUGAGCUACUUCUACACCUCCACUGAGUUGCCGAAGAGAUUGUCGUUCUUCUGGACGUCGUAUCAGUUCACGAGUAUCGUCUCGGCGUUCUUGGCGUUUGGGCUGUUGCGGAUGCGAGGUAUCAAUGGUCUUGCUGGCUGGCGAUGGCUCUUCGCCUUGGAAGGAACUCUCACGGGCAUCAUCGGGAUCAUCACCUACUUCUACCUCCCUCCCUCACCGACCCAGACUGCGAGCUGGUUCCGCGGGAAGAAGGGAUGGUUCAGCGAGCGAGAAGAGAAGAUCAUGGUCAACCGUAUCCUCCGCGACGACCCGUCCAAAGGAGACAUGCACAAUCGCCAGGGCCUGUCUUUCAAGAUGUUCUGGGAUACGCUGGGUGACUACCAUCUAUGGCCCGUCUUCCUUCUGGGUCUCUCCUGGUGGCUGCCGGCGAUUCCUAUGACGCAGUACAUCACGCUUCAGCUCAAGUCCGCAGGUUUCGGAACCUUCGAAACCAACCUCCUCACCAUCCCGGCCUACGUAAUCUUCAUCAUCAACCUCCUCGGCAUAACCUGGCUCUCGGAAAAAAUCAACGAGCGCUUCCUCCUCGCCACCCUCAGCCAAUGGUGGGUGCUCCCCUGCAUCAUCGCCCUCGAAGUCCUCCCCGGCACGCGCAGCCCCUGGGUCUCCUGGAUCCUCGCCGUGCUCGUCUUCGCCAUGCCCUACGUCCACGCCAUGCUCGUGGCCAUCACGUCGCGGAACGCGGGCUCCGUGCGCACGCGCACCGUCGCGACGGCGAUAUAUAAUAUGUCGAUUCAGCUGUCGAAUAUUAUCGGGACGAAUGUUUAUCGGAAUGGGGAUAAGCCGCUGUAUCGCGUGGGGAAUGCGGCGUUGAUUGGGGUUGUUUGUUGGAACAUCCUCCUCUUCGUAGCAGCCAAGAUCUUCUACGUCAUGACGAAUCGGUCGCGCGAGCGGAAGUGGAGUGUCAUGUCCAAGGAGGAGAGGGAGCAUUAUUUGGCUACGACGACGGACAAGGGCAAUAAGAGACUGGACUUCCGGUUUGCUCACUGA